Molecule: messenger RNA, 1326 nt
Organism: Nicotiana tabacum (common tobacco)
Lineage: Eukaryota; Viridiplantae; Streptophyta; Magnoliopsida; Solanales; Solanaceae
Source: RefSeq, a predicted model, not a curated record
AUGUGGGAGAGGUUCAAAGGUAUGCUGGUUAAGUGUCCUCAUCAUGGCAUUCCAGAUCAAAUGUUGGGGCAAAGGUUCUACAUGGGAUUGGCAGACAGCUUGAAGGCCAAUAUUGAUGCUUCAUCAGGAGGAGCAUUUUUUAGCAAAUCAUUCAGAGAAUGCAAGAUCUUACUUGAUAAAAUGGCUCAAAACUCAGGAUGGAUGACAAGAGACUCCACGAUCACUUCUGUCAUUCACUCACUGGCUUUGGACCCAAACAACUCCAUAGCCGAGAAUAUGGCCACUCUGAUGAUGCAAAUGAGCAUUCUCACCAAAAAGAUUGAUGAAUCGGGCCAGAAGCAGCAGGUACACAAAGUUGACGUGACUAAUGGGGGCUUAUGUACACCAUGUAUUAACCAACCGUAUGUAUGCUCAUGGAGUGCGGAAAGUGAUAACCAGAACUAUCAGGAAAAUAUGAAAUAUGUGGCCUACUAUGGAGGACAAAGGCAGGGUGGUCAAGUUGUGCCUUACCAAAGGCAACAGGGGUACAAUCAGCAAAAUCAGCAGCUAGCUUAUCAACAGCCUCAACAACAACAGAUAGUGAGACAAGAAGACGGGUUGUCCAAAAUUAAAGGAAUGUUGCAACAACUAAUUGGGUCUAAUGGAAAAAUGCAAGAGAAAGUCGAAGCACAUGACUCAGCAAUAAAAGGCAUUGAGAUACAAUUAGGGCAGUUAUCUAUGGCUUUGAAUAAUUGUCCUCAAGGGACAUUGCCCGCAGACACGCAUGUCAAUCCAAAAGAGCAAGGCCUGAAGCAGCUUAUGGCGGUGAGUCUAAGAAAUAGUAGAGAUCUUGAUCUAGAGCAAGAAAUUGCUCGCGAAAGCCGACCAGCUGAAACACUUGUGCUAGUACCAAUCGAAGUUGAUGAUUUAACAAGGUUGACAGAGGUGAUGGUACAACAUACACCAGCUGAAUCAAGCAAAGAAAAAGAGGGUGCGAAGGAAACUGAGUUAGUGCAAGAGAAGGCAGUAGAAACAAUGCCCGAGCAGGAGAACAUUCCAUUGAUUGACGCCUUGAAGGAGAUGCCUGGCUAUGCAAAAAUGAAAAAGGACUUGAUGUCUCGUAAGUUCGACUUUCAAGACUUGGCCAUGAAAUCUAUGUCGCGAUCCAGUGAGUUUGCUAACUGCUCUUUGAUAGAAGCCUUGGAUGUGAUUUUGGAGGAGGAAGAUGAGACUCUGAACGCAAAAGACCCUCUAGCAGCCUGCCUCGUGAACUUAGAAAAGGUGGAUGGUGAGGACUUGGCAAAGUGGGUUUUGGCCCUUGAAGGGCAAGGGCACUGGAAGAGAUAG